Molecule: messenger RNA, 925 nt
Organism: Psylliodes chrysocephalus
Lineage: Eukaryota; Metazoa; Arthropoda; Insecta; Coleoptera; Chrysomelidae
Source: the annotation of a GenBank genome assembly
UAGAAACAUGGCAUUCAAAUUCGUAGUAUUCGCCGCUCUCGUAGCCGUAGCCCACGCCGGCCACUUUGGAGGUCUUAGCUACGCCGCCCCAGCCUUGGUAGGCUCUCACGACUCCGUCUCCAGCUACUCCACCGUCCAACACCACGCUCCAGCCGUCCACGCAUACGCAGCUCACUCUCCAGCCGUCCACACAUACGCAGCUCAAACCCCCGUUGUCCACGCCUACUCCGCACCCGUAGCCCACGCCUACGCUGCUCCAGUAGCCCACGCCAUACCCGUAACCAAGACCGUCAUCGCCGAAGCCGAAGCACCAGCCCACUACGAUUUCGGCUACGCCGUAAACGACCCCCACACCGGUGACUCCAAAAGUCAACACGAAUCAAGACGCGGGGAUGUCGUACAAGGAAGCUACUCCCUUUUGGAAUCCGAUGGAACCAAACGUACCGUAGACUACACCGCUGAUGACCACAACGGUUUCAACGCCGUCGUACACAAAGAACCUGCUCAUGUAUCCGUCCAUUCUGUAGCCCCUGUUGUCGCUAAAGUCGCCGCUCCAGUAGCUUAUGCUGCCGCCCCUGUAGCUCACGCUUACUCCGCCCCAGUAGCCCAUGCUUACACUGCUUCAGUAGCUCAUGGUUACUCUGCUGCUCCCGUAGCUCAUGGUUACGCUGCUGGUCCCGUAGCUCACUCCUACAGCUCUCCUGUAGCUCAUGGUUACGCUGUUGCCCCUGUAGCUCACGCCUACAACGCUCAAGUAGCUCAUGGUUACGCUGCUUCUCCUGUAGCUCACGCCUACAGCGCUCAAGUAGCUCAUGGAUACGCAGGUCACGGAUACGCAGCUCAAGCACCAGUUCUUUCUCAUGGAUAUGCCGGUCAUGGUUAUGCCGCCCAUGGUCCAGUUGUCAGCGCACACAAUGUCUGGUAA